AAGCCUGUUUCUAGACAUUGAAAAGCACUCAAAUUUUGUAUAUUUCUUUUAAAAAAGAAAAAAAAAAAGGAUCCAUCCCUGCCUGUUGUGACUCCCAAGCUGCUGGCUCGUGUGUCUCCAGGGCUCUUUGGAUCAGAGAGCAAGCACUCCUUUCUCCUUUGUUGAGCUAAAUUGAAUUGAGGCCAGAAUACAUUAGAGUUGAUUGUGGAAUCUGCUGCUCUGAGAUGUGAAAUGAUGCUGCAGUCUGCUGAAAACAAGCACUUUAAUUCCUGCGUGCAGGCAGAGGUGUAACUGGUGCAAACACUGGUGUGUGUGCUCCCGUGCCUUGGUAGGGGAAUGGAGUUCUACCCACGAUGUACUUCAGGGAAAUGACACAGAGUUGUAUUCUCAAUUGUGCUUCUAGGCCAGCAUCACAAAGCGAGCUUUGAGAACCUCUCAGACCAGUCCAGACAGCAGUCUUUACAGCUGAGGAGAACCACUUCCUUAGGACUGUGGUUCCUAAACUUUUAAAGCUUGUUAAAGUGAAAACUAUAGACUGUGCUCACUGACACUUUAAUGACUGGGCUAGGGCUGGAGAAUUGGCAGGUCUACUCAGUCCAAGAUGACACUUGUGCUGAUCCCAGGGCCACACUUGGAACAGCAAGUCCGGCAGCAUUUGUAUGCUGAGUCGGCUGUUGAGUCAGUACUUUUUUGUUUGCGUCUUUGGAGACUGCGUUCCUGUCUGGUCACAUACUUGCUCUGUCAUCUGGGCAGGCCUCAGACUCAGAGCAGCCCUUCUCCAGGCUCUGAGUGCUGGGACUACAGGUGAUUGCCUCUGGCUUGUCUUUUAAGUCAGGAUUUUUUACUCAGGCAUUUAUCUAAAUCUUUUUACUUAGCUGCCUUGGAGAACAUACCUCCUGUUCUAAGUAAAGAGAUCCUGUGACUGUAUAUUACUAUAAGUAAUAUUCUCUCUCCCUCCCUCUCUCUCUCUCUCUCUCUCUCUCUCUCUCUGUCUCUCUCUCUUUCUCUCUCUGUCUCUCUGAGACUAGGUCUUACUAUAUAGCUCUGACUGUCCUGGAACUUACUAUGCAGACCAGGCUGGCCUUGAACUCACAGACAUCUGCUUCACUGCCUCCCAAGUGCUGGAACUAAAGUCAUGCAUCACCAUGUCUGGCCUCAUGAGUCAUCCUUAUGAGAUUAACUUUUAAGUGGGCAACCAUCUUUCCUUGCUUUCUGGGGUCUUAAUGCAUGGAAAUCAGUCAGCUGCUAAAAGAGGGUGGGUGAUAGGAAAUGGAAACUUUCCAACCACAUACCAUAGCCAGCUUGGUUAAAAGAUGCCAAAGAGACUUGAGAUGUUAAGCCAGGGUGCUUCUGGUUUCAAGACGAAAAUCCAACUCAAAACUGAAAGACCGUAUGGUGGAGCUGUGGAGCCCGGGCAUAAAGCAGUAACCUGAAUCAACAUUAUUGUGUUUGCUUCUCAGCUCCGCUGUCCUCUGAGUUGGGUUCCUUCUUAGAAUCUGUCCUUGGAGGGCCUCAGCAACUCCAGCCAUUGCUCAUCAGAUGAAACCUUAGAACACAUCUUCUGUGAUCUCACUGAGAGCCGUAGCCCAGGAGCUCACUGACUCUGGGCUACGGACUCUGAUAAGACAGCUCUUUUACUUAUUCACUUAGAAGCCCUCCUUAGGCUGGCCUCGAACUUGCAACCCUCCUGCUUCAGCAUAGCAAAUGCUUGUGUUAGAGGUGUAUGUCAUUACACCUGGAGGUUGGGCCAGGGCUAUUCCUCUUAUCUCCUGCUGGGGUGUCCUCAUAGGACAUCUGUGGUAUGUUAUAGGAGAGAGGAAGUGUAAUCACAGAUGUUUCUGUCAGUUUAUAGGGAAUUCCUUUUGCCCAUCUUCUGGUUUGGCCCUUAGGCACUUCCUUCCAGCUUUCUGGACCUGUAUCAAAGCUGUGUCUUAUGUCUCCUCAAACAGGGUGUAACCUGACCCCUGUAAAGCCAUAUAUGACUUUCUCUUAUUCUCUCAACUGUUCAUGUUUGUCUCUUUGGUGUCUUCAUGUGCAGUGAUUGCUGAGUCCCAAGCCCUGGGUAAGCAUAAAUUUGUCUUUAUUUUCAAGUGUGCGUUGUGUGUAGCAGUGGAAUUCUUAUAUCUUUCCCAUCCCUUUUCCUCUACCAGUCUGAAGCCUUUUCAAGAGUCUGGCCCUUCAGUUCCUCUUUGUGUUCCCCUUUGCAUUUUGUGAACAUGUUUUGGUAUAUUCUAGUGCUCACAUCUCUGCUUGUAUUCCAUUCGGAUAUAGUUAGGAGAUCACAAGACCCCACUAAGGGUUUGCAGGCUGCAUCUACCCACAAACUGGUCAGCCCCUGUCUGCAGGAGUAGUGCUGGUUCCAUGUAGAAAUCAUUCUGUAGAUAAAUAUAUAUACAUUUUUUUCUUUUUAGCCACAAGGUAACAUUCUACAUGCUUUUCUCCAUUAUGUCUACACAUGCAGAAAUUAUUCAUGUGUAUAGAUCUAUAUUUGUGCAUAUAUGUGUAACAUACAUAUAUGCUGUACACACAAUAAAGAAAUCAGCAAGCCCGACUGAGCUUCCUGGUCUUACUCAAAGCCAGAGGAAAACUCGGGGAAAGUUCCACUCCCACCUUCUUACCCUUCGCUCUCUGACCCAGUGGUGAGCCUGCAGGCUGCUGACCUAGUGUCUUGCUGUUUGAAGCCACUCUCUGACAUGGGUAGUGGGUGUGUCUUCCCUGUGGUGUUGAGGCACGUCCUGAGGAAGCCAAGAACAGCAGUGUGUUCUCUCAGUGUGCAGAAGCAGCUGGCCGGAGGCACCAGCCUGGCUCAUUCAUUCGGUGUUCUGCAAGCACUGAUUUGCGCACUCAGGGUAGAUGCUGAGCUAGGAUUAGCUUGUCACUUCCUUGUGGGCGUGUGCAUCUGCCUUUCUCGGAAGACACCCACAGCUUUUCUUCAGUAACUCCAGUUCAGUUACCAUCUCAACCAGUCCAGUUUGCUUCAUUGCUUGCUGCUGGCGCGCAGUCCAGGAGCGUUAGGGACCUGAUGAACUCCACUCCGUCAGUGUUAGUUCCUGCUUGCUGUGACACUCCCAUGCCUUCCUGUCCUCCAGAGAAGACACACAUCCUGCACACAUGUGCACAUGGCAGCCAGAUGUGAAAGGCCAUUCCUUCCCCGUGUCUGACUUCAUUGCGUUGGUCAGGAGUGGAGCCUGUAGCCAUGACUGGAGCUUGGCUUUGCUGCCUUGCCCAGGAGGCCAGGUACAAAGCAGAAAGUGCAUAGAAGAUGUGAUUCACUUUGCCUGGGAAGAGAAGCUUUUUCUCCUGGCUGAUGAGGUGUACCAGGACAACGUGUACUCUCCAGACUGCAGAUUCCACUCGUUUAAGAAAGUGCUUUACCAGAUGGGGCACGAGUACUCCAGCAACGUGGAGCUCGCCUCCUUCCACUCCACCUCCAAGGGCUACAUGGGCGAGUGUGGCUACAGAGGGGGCUACAUGGAGGUGAUCAAUUUGCACCCCGAGAUCAAAGGCCAGCUGGUGAAGCUACUCUCGGUUCGCCUCUGUCCGCCAGUGUCAGGACAGGCCGCCAUGGACAUUGUUGUGAAUCCACCGGAACCAGGAGAGGAGUCCUUUGAGCAAUUCAGCAGGGAAAAAGAAUUCGUCCUUGGUAAUCUGGCCAAAAAAGCAAAGCUGACAGAAGAUCUGUUUAACCAAGUCCCAGGGAUCCAGUGCAACCCCUUGCAAGGAGCUAUGUAUGCGUUCCCUCGGAUUCUCAUCCCUGCCAAGGCCGUGGAGGCAGCUCAGUCCCAUAAAAUGGCUCCAGACAUGUUCUACUGCAUGAAGCUCCUGGAGGAGACUGGCAUCUGUGUCGUGCCUGGCAGUGGCUUUGGGCAGCGAGAAGGCACUUACCACUUCAGAAUGACCAUUCUCCCUCCGGUGGAUAAACUGAAGACCGUGCUCCACAAGGUGAAAGACUUUCACCUGAAGUUCCUGGAGCAGUACUCAUGAGGACGCCUCAGGCACCGGAGCCAGACCCUCCCAAGACCACCCAGGCCUUCCUCAAGGACUCUGCCUCAGACCUCAGACAGGCCACCAACGCUGUUCAUCUUCAUUUCCCCAAGGAGACUUCUUUCUUUGUGCCUUGAUGUUUGAGAGUUCUUCGAGCAAACAGUGGUUUUGCAAUGUCUCACAGGCCCUGUUUUUGUUUUUGUUUUUGUUUUGUUUUGUUUUGUUCUUUUUUUAAAUGCAACCAAAGUAGAGUCAACCUGCUCGGCAGAUGUACUUGGAUUCUCUGAAUCGCUAUUCUGUUUGGAGAGUUCCUUUGGGUCUUAAGCAGCCAGAGUACAUGGAAAUGAGAUUAUGUCAGAUCUGGAGAAACAAGCAGGUGUUGGGAAAUAUGUGACUUGACAUGAUAAGGGCUGGGAAUCCAGAAAUCAAUAGUGAGAUCCAUGAAAUCAAACCCUGACCAGUGUGAAAAUGUAGCCUUUUGGACAGUAAGCCUGCAAGUCUAGUGAGAACUCAGAGAAAGCUGACCAUUCUGGUCUGAAGAUAGGCAGCGCAUCACAGGCAAGAAUAUCGAAGUCAGUAGUAGGACAGGGGUCACAUCAGAUACCAGCUCAAAUUGCACUAGCUAUCUAGAACAGUUUUCUCCAGGUUUGCCUGAGCCUUGAUGCAUACCAUCGCCCUCUGCUGGUCGCAGCAGAGAUAAGCAAGGGCUGAAAAUGGAGGCAAUCCUUUCCCAAGGCCCUGAAAGUUGUUUUUCAUGGUUUCAAACUGAAUUUGGCUCAUUUGUAACUAACUGAUCACGGUGCCUGGUUACACUGGCUGCCAAGAAGGAGCGCAUGCAAUCUGAUUCAGUGCUCUCUUCACAUCAGUUUCCUGCCUCCCUCCCUCAUCUGCGGACAGCAUCCUAUCUCAUCAGGCUUCCCUGUGUGUCACAAAGUAGCAGCCACCAAGCAAAUAUAUUCCUUGAAUUAGCACACCUGGGUGGGCCAUGUGCGCACCAAGGAAACAGGUGCUAUAGGGAGCGCCAGGCCAGGCUUGUCUCUUAACUGUCUCGUUCUUCAGUGAGAGUGGGAAAGCUGUCCGGAGCUCCCGCGCAGGAGCCUGGGUACCCACGCAGCGAGUCAAGGGAGUUUUCGGAGCCAGAGAGAGAAAGAUGUGAAGGCUGUGGAGUAAGGCUGAAACCAGCCUCCUGCCCUAUAGUCCCACACUGCAGGGGGUGCGACUUUAAAACAGAACUUCAAGUUGUUAACACUCACAAGCAUUGCAUUACUGUGAAGGAAGUAGCCGCAUCCAUAACAGGAUGUGAUGGUCUACAGCUUUUCCUUUAAAAGCUGAAAAGGUACCAUGUGUGCUCGCUAGGCAUAUAAUCCAGAUAUGCUCCAGAGUUCUGAGAUUCUUCCAUGAAAGGUUAACUAGAAGCUAGAAUAUUUUUUUAUAUUUUUGUAACAAUUGGCUUUUUUCAUGGGGGGAGGGGAGUAGAGGGUUAGUAUUUAUAGUCCUAACAAGUCCAAAAAUUUUUAUAAGUGUCUUCAGAUUAUAAAUAACCCUCCAAAUUUUGCAAUGUUUACAUGUUUUUUUUUUAAGAUGACAAAUAUGCUUGAUUUGCUUUUUAAAUAAAAGUUUAGCUGUUCUAAGAGAUUAACUUCAAGUAGGAUGGCUGGUUAUGAUAGUUUGGAUUUUCUACAGGUUCUGUUGCCAUGCCUUUUGGGUUUCAGCAUCACUCGAGUCGCAGCAUGUGGGUGGGGCUGUGGAAACCUGGCCAGGCUGGACCUGGUCAGCCACACCUCAGAGACAUUGUUUCCAUUUGGAUGUGAGCAGGCGCAGGCCUGCAUGCUCUUUCCUACUUAGCAUCAUCAGUUCUUCCGCCUCCUUAGCAUGGUUCUUUGUAACAGCCAUGCUGGGAAGCUCUGAACAAUAAAAUACUUCCAGAGUGGUGA
Messenger RNA from Mus musculus (house mouse), 5918 nucleotides. It is a transcript of the gene Gpt2, whose product is annotated as glutamic pyruvate transaminase (alanine aminotransferase) 2. Gene Ontology annotation, molecular function: pyridoxal phosphate binding; transaminase activity; L-alanine:2-oxoglutarate transaminase activity. NCBI's taxonomy places the organism in Eukaryota, Metazoa, Chordata, Mammalia, Rodentia, Muridae. The record is from RefSeq and is a predicted model, not a curated record. The transcript is spliced from 7 exons. Gene Ontology annotation, cellular component: mitochondrial matrix. Gene Ontology annotation, biological process: L-alanine catabolic process; 2-oxoglutarate metabolic process. The coding region runs from base 3112 to 3984 and encodes 290 amino acids.